Molecule: messenger RNA, 1540 nt
Organism: Carica papaya (papaya)
Lineage: Eukaryota; Viridiplantae; Streptophyta; Magnoliopsida; Brassicales; Caricaceae
Gene: PUMP1
Product: plant uncoupling mitochondrial protein 1
Biological process (GO): transmembrane transport
Source: RefSeq, a predicted model, not a curated record
CAACGUUUUAAAGGACGCAUUCAAAGGCAAGCUUAAAAGGUCCAAACUGUAAUGCCAUAGCGAGGUGGUGACGACGAUUGACGCGCAGCAGAUCAACUUGGCCACCAUUUUACACUUUUCCCAAGAUUCUCGUUCCAGUUCCCUAGAUUAAACAUGGUGGCCGAUAGCAAGGGAAAAUCCGACAUCUCCUUCGCUGGAACUUUCGCUGCCAGUGCGUUCGCUGCCUGUUUCGCUGAAAUUUGUACCAUUCCUCUGGACACUGCUAAGGUUAGGCUACAGCUCCAAAAGAAUGUGGUUGCUGGAGAUGCAGCAAGCUUACCAAAAUACAGGGGAUUGUUGGGCACUGUUGCUACAAUUGGUAGGGAAGAAGGCCUAGCAGCACUAUGGAAAGGCAUUAUACCAGGGUUACAUCGCCAAUGCCUUUACGGAGGCUUAAGGAUUGGACUUUAUGAGCCCGUUAAGACCUUUUACACAGGCAGUGACUUUGUUGGCGAUGUUCCAUUAAGCAAGAAAAUACUUGCUGCACUAACAACUGGUGCUCUGGCGAUUGCAGUUGCAAAUCCAACUGAUCUUGUGAAAGUUAGGCUUCAGGCUGAAGGAAAAUUACCAGCUGGUGUCCCAAGGCGCUAUUCUGGAGCGCUAAAUGCAUAUUCGACAAUCAUGAGACAGGAAGGGGUUGGGGCUCUGUGGACUGGGUUGGGACCUAACAUAGCACGAAAUGCUAUUAUAAAUGCUGCUGAACUAGCCAGCUAUGAUCAAGUGAAGCAGACAAUUCUAAAAAUUCCAGGGUUCACAGACAAUGUUGUCACUCAUCUUAUUGCUGGUCUUGGAGCAGGAUUUUUUGCUGUUUGUAUUGGUUCCCCAGUUGAUGUGGUUAAGUCGAGGAUGAUGGGAGAUUCCAGCUACAAAAGCACCCUUGAUUGUUUUGUCAAAACACUGAAGAAUGAUGGACCUCUUGCAUUCUAUAAGGGAUUUAUCCCCAAUUUUGGACGGCUUGGAUCUUGGAAUGUGAUCAUGUUUUUAACUUUAGAACAGGCCAAAAAAGUUGUCAAAAGUAUUGAAUCAUCUUGAGCUCAAAGGUGAGUUCAAGCCUCCGACUAAGGAUUUUGCAAGGAAUGCGGUCAAAGCUGUUGAGAAAAUAAGUAUCCCUUUCUGUCAUAGUUCUCAUUCUGCUUGUGAAAUCACAAAGAUAAACUUUUCUUUUUGGAGAAACAUCAAGAAAAAUAUUUGAAAAGAUUAUAGGAACUCGGAACUUCAAACAAUUUCUGUGUCAUUUUUGGGAUUCAUGCUGCUUUCUUGCGUCCAUUUAAUUGUCAAUUAGGCUUUUAAGGCUCGUAAUGGCCUUUUGCUCGAUGCUACCUGUCCAAAAUAUUAUUUGCAGCAAGCAAGCAAGUGCGCUCAAGUGCACACAGUUAAUAGUUUCGUGUAGUGAAAUAAUAUUGGGCGCUGUACUCUGUAAUAAUCAAUUAUUAUUACAAAUUGUUGAACAACUGCCGCAGAGGCAUUAGUGCUCACAUAAUAUUGAUUAGUGCUCGCAUAA